CUUUAUUUUUGAUUUUUUUUUGCGCACCUUGUGGCGAAUGAGUGACGAUGAGAGUGGAAGUUUCGAACGCCCUUCUGUAGGAAUCUUCUUCGGCGCUUUAGCUCGGAAGCUCACCGGCUCGCCUCGGCUCGCGGUUUGAAUGGACGUAGGCAACGCGCGUUGCGUUGGGAUGAGACUUUUAUUUUCACGAUGUUUCACGAGGACUAUGCUAAACAUUACAGUUCGCGUUGGACAACGGCAGUUAAACGUGGACGUUGAUUGCAUUUGAUUGAAUGCAUCGUUCACGUGCCCACGUUAGACGCAGCCGCCAUUGUUCUUGUACUGCUCAUUUACGUGCAAUUCACUUCAUAAUUGUCUCCUCGUUGAACAGUUUCUUUCAUGCCGCCUUGCUUUCAUAUGUGCUUGAAGGACGCAGUCAUGGACAUCCGGCCCAACCACACCAUCUACAUCAACAACAUCAAUGAUAAGGUGAAGAAAGAAGAGUUGAAGCGUUCUCUGUACGCGCUCUUCUCGCAGUUUGGCCAGAUCGUGGAGAUCGUGGCCAUGAAGACCAUGAAGAUGAGGGGCCAGGCCUUCGUGGUUUUCAAGGAGCUCGCCGCCGCCACCAACGCCCUGCGCCAGCUGCAGGGCUUCCCCUUCUACAACAAACCCAUGAGGAUACAGUACGCCAAGACCGACUCUGAGGUCAUCACCAAGGUCAAAGGAGCGCACGGUGACCGAGACAAGAAGAAGGACAAGAAGAAGAAACCUCAGGACGCCGCCGUCGCCCUCGCCAGGAAAACCGCCAUGGUGCCGUCAAUCGCGGCCCACAUUCCGGCGGUGCAGGUUCCCGACAACCCGCCAAACUACAUCCUGUUCCUGAGCAACCUGCCUGAGGAAACCAACGAGAUGAUGCUGUCCAUGCUCUUCAACCAGUUUCCGGGCUUCAAGGAGGUCCGUCUGGUUCCCGGGAAGCACGACAUCGCCUUUGUGGAGUUUGAGGGCGAGAUGCAGGCGGGCGUGGCCAAGGACGCCCUGCAAGGCUUCCGGAUCACCGCCACCUGCGCCAUGAAGAUCACCUUUGCCAAGAAGUAGGACGAGUGCACGCCAAAGGAUUCUUGGAGCGCUAACGGACAUUUUGGACGUCUUUUUUUUACUACUACUUGAUCGUUUUUGUGGUGGACUGGGUCACCUUGUGACCUUCCUCUUUUGUACAUUAACCAAAUAAAACGUCUUUGUUUUCCUUUUUUACACAA
Molecule: messenger RNA, 1235 nt
Organism: Phyllopteryx taeniolatus (common seadragon)
Lineage: Eukaryota; Metazoa; Chordata; Actinopteri; Syngnathiformes; Syngnathidae
Gene: snrpb2
Product: small nuclear ribonucleoprotein polypeptide B2
Exons: 7
Coding region: 379-1074 (231 amino acids)
Biological process (GO): mRNA splicing, via spliceosome
Cellular component (GO): U1 snRNP
Molecular function (GO): U1 snRNA binding
Source: RefSeq, a predicted model, not a curated record